AUGCUUCCAAGAUCACGUCAUAUGGUGCCCAUGAUGAGGCGCACAUUUGGCGUGAGAUUGAUUCAACAUCAGAUACCCAAAAAACAAAUACAGUUUGGCCUUAUCAAGACGAGGCCUUUCUCCAUCUAUUCCUUUGGCAAGUUUGCUGGAAGGGUGGUCAAAGCUCCAGCUGCAGUUGGCGGUGGUCUUGCUGCUGCAGGAUCGUAUGUAGCUUACAAAGUGGAGCAAGCUUCCAGUUAUACUAAAGAUCAGGUGGACAGAGCAAAGGAUUUGGCCGGAGGUCUGUACGACAACAUUUCUGGGUUCUUUGGCAAAUUCGGUGGCAACGGUUCUGAAGGAGUUCCGCCUGAUGGAAACGGAUCUAAUGCGGCAGCACUAGGUGGUACAGCUGCUGCUGUUGGAUUUAAAUCCGACGAUGAUGAGGAUGAAGAAACGUUAUACUUGGACGAAGAUGAAGAUGAGGAAGAGGAGGAAGAGGAUAGCGAGACAAUGGAUGAUGAGAUGCUUAACCUCACAAGACAAAUGAUUGAGAUCAGAAGCAUUUUACAAAGUAUUGACCCUAAUGACAACACUUUGAAACUUCCCUCUAUUGUGGUCAUUGGUUCACAAUCCAGUGGUAAGUCAUCUGUGCUAGAAGCUGUCGUCGGACGAGAGUUCCUUCCAAAAGGCUCCAACAUGGUAACCAGAAGACCAAUAGAACUUACUUUGGUAAAUUCUCCGGACUUGGCGGCUGAAGUCGCAGAGUUUCCAGCCUUGAGAAUGAACAACUUAACAGACUUUGAACAGGUUCAAAAAAUAUUAUAUGAUCUGAAUCUUGCUGUUCCAAUAACUGAGGCAAUUUCAAAUGACCCAAUUCAGCUAACAAUCAGAUCCCCUAGGGUGCCUGAUCUAUCAUUGGUAGACCUUCCUGGUUAUAUCCAAGUCGAAGCAGCUGACCAGCCUACAGAGUUGAAACGUAAGAUCAGACAACUUUGCGAUAAAUACUUGGAAGAACCCAAUAUCAUACUUGCAAUUAGUGCUGCUGAUGUCGAUCUUGCAAACUCCACAGCAUUGAGAGCGUCAAGACAAAUGGACCCUAAGGGUGAAAGGACUAUUGGAGUGGUGACAAAGUUGGACUUGGUCGAUGGGGCAGAGGCAAGAGGUAUAUUGACCAACAGAAAGUAUCCAUUAAAAAUGGGAUAUGUUGGUGUUGUUACGAAGGUUCCCCAGACCUCUAUUUUUAAAAAGAAAACGGGUUACCAGGCCUUCAUCGCUCAACAAAAUUUUGAGAGUACCUUCCUCAAAGACAAUAAAGAUGAGUUUGCAGGAACUUCAGUGGGAACUAGGACUUUGAAGAAACGAUUGAUGAGAGUGUUGGAACGUUCAAUGGCUCUAUCGUUAAAACCGACAUACGAUAGAGUUCAGCAAGAGCUGGAAGAAGCAAGUUACAAGUUUAAAGUGGAGUUCAAUGAUAGAAGCCUUACCCCGGAAACCUACAUUGCAAGUUCAAUAGAUACCUUGAAAGGUGCAGUAAAGGAGUUCAGCGAGAGAUUUGGAAGAAACGAAAUAAAAUCUGUGCUCAAGAAUGAAUUGGACCAGAAGGUGCUUGAUUUAUUAGCAUCCAAAUACUGGAAUAAACCACAUGACCAGUCUAGGGAAAUUGAUUUGGAUCUACGAGACAUUGUUAACGCUUCACCUACAGAUGUUUAUUGGCACAGAAAGUUGGAUCUCACCACUAACAGUUUAACCAAGCUGGGAGUUGGUAGGUUAUCUACCACAUUGCUAACCAAUGCACUGUUAACAGAGAUUGAUAACAUGAUAGACAAUACCACAUUGCGCACACAUCCCAUGAUUAAACAAGUGGUGCGUGAUGCAGCUGAAGAAGUGCUCAACUCACGUUAUUAUUCCACUGCAGACCAAGUUGAGAAUUGUAUCAAGCCUUUCAAGUUUGAAAUUGAGCUGGAGAAUUCUGAAUGGAAACAAAGCAGGGACCACAUUAUAAGAUUAUUGAAUGAAGAGCUUAGAUCGUGUGAUCAAUAUCUUCAACUUUUGAAAAAGAACAUAGGAAGCAGGAAAUUGACACAAAUCAUGACGUAUUUGGAAAAUAAGGAUAACAGUAUAGGAGAAACGAUUGAGAGGGAGAACAUUGGUUUCAGUCCGGGUAUUCUUUCAAGAGGCCGUGAUGCUUUAUUUUUGAAAGAUAGGGCGUCGCUGUUGCAAUUCCGGAUAUCUUGUUUGAAAUCGUCCCAAUGCAAGAUCAAAGAGAAUAAAUAUAAAUGUCCCGAGAUAUUUCUGGCAGCAGUUGCCGACAAGCUUACGCAAACAGCAGUCUUGUUUUUGAACGUGGAGCUGUUGAGUGAUUUCUAUUACAAUUUUCCACGUGCGUUGGAUGCUAAGCUGUCUAAUGGGUUGACACAGGAACAAAUUGAGGCGUUUGCCAAAGAAGAUCCCAAAGUCAAGAGACACAUUGAACUUCAGCAACGAAAGGAAUUAUUGGAAUUGGCAACUUCCAAGAUUGAGGAUGUUAUGACCUUACAGAAACAUAGGACAAAACAUUGA
Molecule: messenger RNA, 2538 nt
Organism: Komagataella phaffii GS115
Lineage: Eukaryota; Fungi; Ascomycota; Pichiomycetes; Pichiales; Pichiaceae
Product: Mitochondrial GTPase related to dynamin, present in a complex containing Ugo1p and Fzo1p
Exons: 1
Coding region: 1-2538 (845 amino acids)
Cellular component (GO): microtubule; cytoplasm; membrane
Molecular function (GO): GTP binding; GTPase activity; microtubule binding
Source: RefSeq, a predicted model, not a curated record